GUUCAGACACCGAGGAAGUCUCCUCUGUAUUGCAACAUGGGUAGAAGCGCAUGUAACUCCAAGGAGGGAUUGAACAAAGGGCCUUGGAGUGCCACUGAGGACAAGAUCCUCAGUGACUACAUCAAAACUCAUGGAGAAGGGAGGUGGGGGAAGGUUCCUAAGAGAGCAGGACUAAAUCGGUGUGGAAGGAGCUGCCGGCUUCGAUGGCUGAACUACCUUCGGCCAGAUAUCAAGAGGGGAAACAUCUCCGAAGAAGAGGAGGACCUCAUCAUCAGACUCCACAAGCUCUUAGGAAACAGGUGGUCUCUUAUAGCUGGGAGGCUGCCAGGCCGAACAGACAAUGAAAUCAAGAAUUACUGGAACGCAGUCCUAAAGAAGAAGGUGCAAGCUGGAUCAGUCCCGUUAACAAAACUUGUGUGUUUGAACAAGGAUGAAGAGAAAAAAUCCAAGAACAAAACAUCAGUUCAAGCACCAUUUGAGAAUCCAGGAGCAAACCAAGAAGAAGGCAAUCAAAAUGUUCAUAAAACUGGACUCGAGUCGCUGGUGAUCGAAGACUUGGCAUCAGAUGGUUCUCUGUUAUCUCCUCAAGAUUAUGAUCUAUUGAACGCAUGGACAGGUUUGGACACCGAGGAUCUCUCCAAGCCUUGCCUUCUUGACUUUGAGUUCUUCCAGGUCCUUGGAGGAAACAUCCAACAGGACAUGAGAGAUUGUGACAUGAAUAAGCUGUCUGUGUCUUCUGAUGACAAUGUCUCCUGUGGCAGGGUGUUUGAGAAUUGGGUUGGGACUGACCACAUCCAACCAUAUGGUAGUCUUGAUCUUGGAUCAUUGGCUACGUUCUUCGAAUCCGAACCAUGAAAUCUUGGGCUAUCAAGCAACCGGGUUUGGUAUUUUCUUUUCAGCUCUUUCACCAGCAUUUGCUGUUAGAUCUCAGUGCAACUCUUUCACUAGCUAGUACAUAUUGGGAUAAAAUUUCCUCGUCCUCUAUCCAGGAACGUGGUCUGGUAGACCUGGAUGUGUGCAAAUAAACCUGUGCUUCGUCUGAGUAUCAUGUCUUAUCAAUGACUUUGUGGAUGCUGGUCACAUGUGCACGAUUAUUGCAGUCUCUAUGACGACACAUGAUAACAUGCGAAGAAAGUAACUGCUUUUUCUCAAAAAAAAGCAAGGUUAAUUCGGAAAAAGAAGAGAGCUUCUGAUUGAGGGUUGAAGGUAACUUGUAGAAGAACAAGUUCAAAGUAAAAUAGUAUUCUUAUGAUUCUGAAUCAAAAGACUUUCCACCUGAGAAGAAAAAAAGGAAA
Elaeis guineensis (African oil palm) is the source of this 1295-nucleotide messenger RNA. The record is from RefSeq and is a predicted model, not a curated record. Lineage: Eukaryota; Viridiplantae; Streptophyta; Magnoliopsida; Arecales; Arecaceae.